This is a messenger RNA of Colletotrichum costaricense, 4293 nucleotides long. RefSeq names its product chromo domain-containing protein. The transcript is spliced from 2 exons. Lineage: Eukaryota; Fungi; Ascomycota; Sordariomycetes; Glomerellales; Glomerellaceae. Gene Ontology annotation, cellular component: pericentric heterochromatin. The record is from RefSeq and is a predicted model, not a curated record. The coding region runs from base 1 to 4293 and encodes 1430 amino acids. Gene Ontology annotation, biological process: negative regulation of transcription by RNA polymerase II; chromatin organization. Gene Ontology annotation, molecular function: chromatin binding.
AUGAACAAGAGCUCCAUCCUCUUUGCCUCAUCAACCAAUUUCGGUCCUCGCCUGAUCAGCUCUGCGCUUCGAGUAUUAGAGGUUCUUCUUCAAGCUCACACACAACGUGCGGUUGCAUUCACUGAGGCCUGCUACCUCGCGUAUCAAGAGUCACAUCGUCAUCUGAGUGUAUCGACCUUUGGUGCGUCGAAAACCUGUGGCAACAAGUAUAAGCGUGCCAUGGAUGCUUCCGGGCUUUUCGUCGCCGAUGAUAAGCAACCUGACGAUGACAACAUCUCCAUCAGCUCCACCCUCGCGUCCGAACACGAUUCUGAUGAGGAAUGGCUGGUAGAGGGUAUCCGCGCUCAGUGUCGCGAAGGUGGGAGAGACAAAUUUCUGGUAGAGUGGACUGGUUACCCCAUCGAAGAGGCCACAUGGGAGCCCGAAGAAAACGUGACGGAUGAGCUACUUGGGGAAUGGAAAGACACUCAAGCAAAGCAAGCUUGUGGGGAGGAGAAGCCGUUCGACAUUGUCGCCUGGCAAGAAAGCGUGGUCAAGCGUCAAGAGGACAAAUACCAGCGGCAUCACCAGCGCAACGUUGAACGGAAAAAACGAGGUAUCCAGCCUAGACUAUGGGAGGGCGAAACCAAAGCGGAUUAUUAUCUCAGCGACGAAGACGUUGGGGAGGAUGAUUACAACGCCGUAUUCCCCCCUCCAAAGGCUGUGGAGCGAAACGAAGAUGCGUUUUAUUCUGAUACUCAACCCUCCAAGAUCGCCCCUAAGCAGGAGGUCGCAAAGGAACCAAUCCUUCAGAAACGGGCUUCAGCGACAGAGAAAUCAAAAUCACCAACAAGAAAGGCACAAUCCAGCUCUAGCCCUCAGCCACGCUCACAGCCACCUUCGGCGCUGGCAGCGGCGACUGAAUAUCAAGGAACAGCAAAGAAGAAGCCUCUGCCGGGCAGGGUGGUCAACAAUGCGACAACCAGCCGGUUGCCGAAUAGCGCGACAGCAACUGCGCGGACCACUCACAGGGCCAAAAAGACUGCUGUGAGCUCUAGGACAAUGGUUAGAUCACAGAACACCGGAACGGGCAUCAAUGUCUUCGCGGCCGGCAAGCAAUCAAAGCAGCGCCGUCAACUCGUACAGAACGUGGCCGAUCCUAACAAGGAUGCUCGUCUUUUCUCAAAUCACCGACUCAAGAGAAAAGCUGAGUUACAAGGUCGUGAGAAAGCGGACAUGGCUCCCGCGGCAGUCCCAACGAAGCUAUUCAGCAUCAGCCGCGGGCCGCCUCCUGGAACCACUACCGGUACAAACAUCAAUCCGAGCACCAAUACCACCGCUAGCAUCCCUCGGUCUGUACUGAAGCGUUCAGUCGAUGAUCUCUCGACGAGGUCAGCCAGUGAGUCCAGUAUGACAGCGUCGGAGAGGGCGGGGGUGUCGCACCCUCAAAAUCUCGGUCAGCCCCAGACUAUUCAGCCAACGACCAAGAAAAGGAAGUCCGUUCAGUUUGCAGACGUUCCGCUUGCCGAUGAGCCAGAAGAGAUGGACGUGGACUACCCGACUGCUCGGCCAAAAAGACUCAAGUCGCCCCCGAUGCCUUCAGAUCCGUCACAGUCUACUCAACCGCCUGCUAAGCCUCAUUCUAUCCUUCGCAAGUUAUCAAUAACAGACUACAAGUCGAGAAGCACAGGCCAAAACCACGACAAAACUGUCGUUUUAGGUCCUCCGGGAAGCAAGGACAUUGAAAUGACAUUUGAUAAUGUUAGAGCCGACUCUGACGCUUGGCAUUCUCAAUUUGUUGACGAGAGACUGCUGCAUUUCGCCAGAAAUUUCACAGCCAGAACUUUUGCCUCUCAAAGGGCAAUUGUUAUUGAAAGGGUACUCGCAAAUGGAAGCGUCAGGCCCAAGUCAAACAACGAUCAAGUUGCUGUGGAGAGAGCAGCAGAACGGCUCCGAUCAGGGGCGUUUGGGGUUGCAUGCUUCUAUGAAGACUUUCUCAUUGUCAUUUACCCAGCUGGGUGUGAAGAUUGGAAGCAAACAAUGCCUGAAGUCGAAGCCAACAGCCCGGCAAACGUCUAUCUGAAAUAUGUCAUCUUCAAGCCCCAGCCGGCUGUUAAGAAGCCUUUACCAAUCAGACAGAUCAACGCUUCAAAGAUAGCUUCGCGAAUUGCCAUCUUCCGCGAUCUCUUACGCCUCGACUACCAUAUGAUUCUGCCCCCCGGCAUUCGAAAUGUACGCCACAAUUUCUACCUGGCGUUUCCUCCAUCUAGGGUGCUGUUACUCGAGGCUAUGAGCGAGUGGCUUCGCUCAGAGAAUCCCGAAUGUAGGAUAUUCUCUACUAAAACGGGUGGCGACUGGGCCGCCUUUACCAACCCGAAGAUUGUUACGCAAGGAGUAAUCAUUGUUCACGAGGCAGCCGCCGAUUCGCUCCGACAGUUCCCUGGUUUGCUCAAGCUGCUUUUGCAUAAGAGCAGUGCAACUUACGUCUUUUGGUGCAUUGGGGAGUCACUCCAGCUGUCUCCCGCGUACCCAUCUAUUCGGUCUAUGCACAACGAGAUGCCAAAGCUGGGCACAUUCGAGUUGACGAGAUUUUUCCCCCACGGUAACGCAAUUUUAGUUACGCCAAGUUUUCUGGUCUCUGAACCACGCCGUGCCUUCCAACUCUUUCAGUGGUACAAUAGGACCUAUCAAAAGCCUAGUAAUAACCAAAAGAUCGUAGCGGCGGCGAGCUUACGGGAGUAUUUGCGGGAUCUUGCGCAUGAGCGAUCCGCCCGCCGAGACGACUUGAUGGCAGAUGGUGACCUAACACGCCAGUGGUCAACGUCGAAGCGCGAGGAUAUAGCACGAAUUGCAGGAUUAAGCAAAGAAGAUUGCACAGCUCGAUUCGAGACAUGGGCGAUAGUGGAAGGCCUCCAAUCGGUCAUAGACACAAGCAUUGUGCCGGAUGAGCAGGUCGAGGCCAUUGUCUUUGCUGAUGGAUCUAUUGAUGCCAACGACGAGCAAAGCUUGGUGAAUUGGUUCGGCUGUUGGUCCCAAACUCGUUUCGACCAGUUCCGCAAGUUCCACGUUCUAGGAACAGAUGGCACUUCCGACAAUAGCCAUCUGAUCAAGGACGGCGACAUUCCCAUAUAUCCGCCUGGGGUUGGGCGCGAUCGAGGAGCCGAACCAAAUCCCGAUGUUCCUGGCCCGCGUCAGAACAUGUCAGGUUCCGACAAUAAUCUUGGACCACAAAGUGGAGGUAGCAAGCUUCUUGGAGGCUUGUCUGGCCACCACUUCCUGAGCAAGUUGAAGGCAAUCGCUACUCGCAACGAACGUCCUAAAUUGUGUCCAUUUGGGAAGCUCUUUGGCUUUGCUGUCUCCUAUUACGAAGACAUUGCUAAUACAGCUGACUCUUAUGGAGACUUCCAUCGCGACUUUUCAACAUUCGACAAGUGGAUGGAGUGGCCCUGGCCGUUCUUCUCAUCCUACCAGGAGCGUUUCAAGCAACCUUCAGCACCCUAUCAUCUGCCGCCGACAUUCAAUACCUACUUCGCGGUUUUUUACACUCCUGAAGAUGAUCAUCCAAGCAAACCACCACCGCGCCAUCCCUGGCUUGCGAUUUGGCGGGUUCGUGAGCCUUAUGCGGCUUGGAAAGGAACCGAGCUUUUUAUUUGGGACACCGCGGCCAAGGAUCGAUGUUCCACAGCGAACGAGGUCUACGAGUCUCAACUCUUGCAGGCACAGCAGCACCUUAUACAGAUGGUACGGGAGCGAUCUGAAGACAAACAUCGGGGCCUUCCUCUGCUAGAGGUCUGGUAUGGUGGGUUCGAAACAGAGCCUUCGGAGUAUACCUUGCCAGUCGACGUCACGUUCCAUAACUUGGACGUGAUGAUGUCGGACUGCAAGCAAUAUCUUCCAGCGGUUGAUACUUUAUUACUGCGCAGGGGUUUCCGCAAGAUUUGUCCCGGCGACGCGCCCAUUGGGCACGGGCUUCAUGCCACAGACUCUUCAAUGGAUAUUGAUAUGAUUGGCGGUCAUCGAAAUCAGGGCGGCGAGAGCAAGAUCAUCUUUUACCCGCCCAGAGCCAUGAAUCCGACAGGACAGAGCAGAUGUGAGAAUUUGUUCUACACCUGGGUGAUGAAUAUCGACAGACAGAAUCCUCGUCCCGCGUGGCCUUACACGUUCAGACCGACCACCGAGUGGUACCAGCAGCAGGUUGCCGAGAACCGGCAUUUCGAGCACCUCAACGUUGCUACUUGGCAGCGGGUAUUUGAAGUCCUCAGGUUGCCAACUGAGAAGAGCAAGGCCGAGUCGCAAGAGAGCGGCAAAAAGUGA